UGACUCACAGUGUUAUGAUGCAGUUCCACAACACACAGCCACAUUUACCCACAGACCGAGGUACAGAACAAGAGGCAACCUCUGGCCCCCAGCAGCUGUCCAGCCUGCAGUCCCAGUCCUCAAACCCCCAGCUACCCUCCCUCAACCCCAUCCCCUUCCCAAUUGAAGGAGCGGAAAGAGAAGAGAGAAGAGUGAGCAGAGAGAUUGAGAGAGAUAGACGGAGAUCUCUGGAGCAGACCUCAAGGUGAUUUCCAUUUCUAUCUGGUUCUCGUCUGGGGGGGCCCUGGCCGGGCAGCCCCCCCACACUCCCACUGUCCUGAAACACGGCUCUAGCCAAUCUGCUCCGCUGCUUUACCUGCGACCGUCUCUGCGGGGGCUGCACAGCACCAGCCCCUCCAGCCCGCCAGGGCAUCGUCCUCCAGCCCGUCAUGCCCAGCUGUGACCCAGGCCCGGCCCCUGCCUGUCUCCCCACCAAGACUUUCCGCAGCUACCUGCCCCGCUGCCACCGCACGUACAGCUGUGUCCAUUGUCGAGCACACUUGGCCAAACACGAUGAGCUUAUUUCCAAGUCCUUCCAAGGGAGCCAUGGCCGGGCCUACCUGUUUAACUCCGUGGUCAACGUGGGUUGUGGGCCAGCUGAACAGCGCCUCCUGCUCACAGGACUCCACUCGGUAGCUGACAUUUUCUGCGAAAGCUGCAAGACCACACUGGGCUGGAAAUACGAACAAGCUUUUGAGACCAGCCAGAAAUACAAAGAAGGGAAGUACAUCAUUGAGAUGUCACACAUGGUCAAAGACAACGGCUGGGACUGAGGGAUCGGCAGGCUGCGACCCUCCUCCGCAUGCCCCAUCUUCCUCACACCAGUCCCCUGGCCCCGUGAGCAGUCCACACCAGCAUGAGGACUGCCCACCCCUGGGGGAAACCCGGCUCCAAAUGACCACCGCCUCCCUUCCCCCACCACAGCAGUACCAGGUCCCUUUGGAAACAGGAGCCUGCGAUACCCCAGGGGUGGCGAAGGCUCAGGAAGUGGGUAGCAGUCAGGGAAAUAUGAAACUGGGGAGAGGAGAUGAAUGUGGCCCUGGAAAGUGACGACGGCAGGGUGUGAACUCAGGUAGUUACCAAACUUUGAGUGAACUGGACAAACACUGGCAUGGGGGCGAGACCACAGAGUAGCAAAGACUUUGGUUGGUCUCAGGUAUCAGGGCCCCAGAGUCUGAGGGUAGUUUACCCAACCCCAUUCUUGGUUUUUAAAAAAAAAGGACUAGGAAUGGGGCCAUUAGAAGUAAAAACACAAACCCUAGACCCUGGGAAAUCAGUUACAGGGGUUCCCAUUUCACUCCACUGUUUACCUUGGCACUAAAGAGGCACCUUUAAGUAUCUAAUCUUUGCCAUUGGGUGGGGUGGGGAAAGCUGUUCCAAGAACAGCCCCCACUCCCAGCUGGCUGUUGCCAGAGAGCAGUCUUUACGGGCAUUCCCCAAGGCUCAGCCACUGCUCCCUGGGACCAAGUCCCUUGGAGGUGGUGGAUCAUCGGCGCUGCGGGACCAGUCUUUCCAGUGACUGCCACCAGCGAAUGAAACUUUUGUAUGAUACAUAAAGUGUUUGGGUCUAUUUUUAAUAAAAAGGGGAAAAGCAA
Molecule: messenger RNA, 1634 nt
Organism: Peromyscus maniculatus bairdii (prairie deer mouse)
Lineage: Eukaryota; Metazoa; Chordata; Mammalia; Rodentia; Cricetidae
Gene: Ypel4
Product: yippee like 4
Source: RefSeq, a predicted model, not a curated record